AUCUUUGCGGAGAUGAUGGCCCAAAUUCGCGGGAGAGGGAGGUGCAACCGGCUCACACGCUUUGGGGGGAACCUCAGAGUAGCAUGCGCGUUAUGAUAAACCCUGAACUGUGGCUGGAUUUCAGAGAACGACCUGUGCACAUGAGCUCAACCCUACCCUGAGCACAUGGAGGAGAGAGAACCAGGACCAAAGGUGGGCUGCUUGGGUCCAGACUGAAGAUGAAUUUAAUUACAGACAACUAUCUGUGGUGGAAGUAGGGAUCUCCCUGACAUUGGAGGCCCCCACAGAGAUCUAAAGGAUGUGUAUCCCUCAUACCCCGGUGAUAAACCAAGGCAGAGUCUGGGUGCUCCUUUGACUGUUGGAUGCAUUCCCUUAGCCUGGGUGCUCACUGGCUCUCCAUUCACUGGGUACAACUCAGAACUCCCCAGAAUACUUCCCAGGGAUUGGGCAGCUAAGCCCCUGAAGUGGGUACUUUGCAUCUCAGGACUUUCCCCACAGCUUCAGCUGGCUCUCUAGUCAUCCCAGUUCUCAGAGGGGACUGAGUCAUGUCGUGGUGACAUAACCACACUGAAAAAAGUGCAGUAGCAAGGACAGAAAGUCGGACAAGGGAGAUCUGCUGAGGCCCCACACCCAUCCCCUGCUUCCUUGCCUUUGCGAGGCAGAGAUCGGCAGAGAUCGGAGGGUCAGGGUACCUAGCAAGUCCUCCGCUGCUCAGCCUCGCCCGCUCCAUUUCCCUCUGCCACAUGGGACAGUGGACCAUAGGCCUGGGUUGCAGCAAUGAUCACAUUUAUAAUUUCUCUUCACUUCUCUAUAUGUCCUGCCCUUUGUGAAGAAGGAGUAGUCUCCCAGGCCCCCCUGCCUCCCAGUUUGAGAAGCGAGAUGGCAGGGAAAUGAGACGGGGCUGGCCCAGAUCCCAGUGAAGUGGCUUCCACAUGGCUGAACAGAGAGCUCCAAGCAGGAGCUCACAAAGCAGGGCUUUGAUGGUAGCCCCGCAGGCCGGGCCUCUCCCCUCUCCCUCAGGGUGCUUCACUUGCUUCAUUCUGGGCCUCCUGUGAGCCUGACUGAAUGGGAAACGGUGGGCCUGAGAAGUUCCUUGUGACACACUAAUCCCAGCUUGCUGACCUGACCACACCCCCAAAGAAAGCAGCCUCCCGAGCUCCAGAACAAUUCAGGCAUCCAGUAGCCCCAAGAAAGAGCUGUCAGGGACGGUCAAGACUCGGAUGAAAUCACACAACUUGCAAGUGUGAGAGACAGCAUUGCAAUCCAGGCCCCACACCCUGCUGCCCCAAGCUGCUUCUUGGUGUCUACAGAAGUCACAACUUAGUCUUGACUUCUUUGACUGCUGGACAAAGGCUACCCGGAGAGACCAGGGCAGAGCAAACAGGUUCUUUCUCUCCCCCCUUCAGUGUCUUCAAGAGGCAGUAUGUCAGACGGGGUGGGCACUUUCCGCAUGGUUCCUGAAGAGGAGCAGGAGCUCCGAGCACAACUGGAGCAGCUCACAACCAAGGAUCAUGGUCCUGUCUUUGGCCCAUGCAGCCAGCUGCCCCGCCACACUUUGCAGAAGGCCAAGGAUGAGCUGAAUGAAAAGGAGGAGACCCGGGAGGAAGCGGUGAGGGAGCUACAGGAGCUGGUACAGGCACAGGCAGCUUCUGGCGAGGAAUUGGCCCUGGCAGUGGCUGAGAGGGUGCAGGCAAGAGACAGCGCCUUCCUCCUGCGCUUCAUCCGUGCCCGCAAGUUCGAUGUGGGUCGUGCUUAUGAGCUGCUCAAAGGCUAUGUGAACUUCCGCCUCCAGUACCCUGAACUCUUCGAUAGUCUCUCCAUGGAGGCUCUCCGCUGCACUAUCGAGGCCGGAUACCCUGGUGUCCUUUCCAGUCGGGACAAGUAUGGUCGAGUGGUUAUGCUCUUCAACAUCGAAAACUGGCACUGUGAAGAAGUGACCUUUGAUGAGAUCUUACAGGCAUAUUGUUUCAUUUUGGAGAAACUGCUGGAAAAUGAGGAAACCCAAAUCAACGGCUUCUGUAUUGUUGAGAACUUCAAGGGCUUCACCAUGCAGCAGGCAGCAGGGCUCCGCCCCUCGGAUCUCAAGAAGAUGGUGGACAUGCUCCAGCCAUGGUACUUCACCACCACCUAUAAUGUGGUCAAGCCCUUCUUGAAGAACAAGCUGCUACAGAGGGUCUUUGUUCACGGAGAUGACCUGGAUGGCUUCUUCCAGGAGAUUGAUGAGAACAUCCUGCCUGCUGACUUUGGGGGUACACUGCCCAAGUACGACGGCAAAGUUGUUGCUGAGCAGCUCUUUGGUCCCCGGGCUGAAGUUGAGAACACAGCCUUAUGAGGAGAUGCCCUGCCAUGGGAUCCGUAUUAGCAUCCCAGUCCUUCUUCAGCUUUCCUGAACCCAAGUCCGGGGACAGGAAUGCCUGAAGGGACUGUUUUCCCAGACUUCCCUAGGUUUAGGAACGCUCUAGUGGCACCUCAUCCCAAACCGACCUAGAGGGCAGUGAGGCAGGGGAAUGCCUUUCAUCGGGAGAUAUGUGGGGCAGUUAAAUUCCCACCUGCCUCUGCAGUUACAGGGCAGUGACUCUGAGAGAAGUUGGAUUUCAAAGACUAAUUAGGCUUCUCCGUGAUUUCCUUUGUAAUCGCUUUGAUACUUAGGGCGUGGAAGGCAGAGUUAAAGGCAUACUUGCAAUUCAGUAAAAAGAAGAAAGAGAGGGGCUUGAAGCUCUGAUGAUCUUAACAGCAGUAGGCAGAUAAGGGGUUUCCCACCCAGGAUUCCAGGGAGGGGCCAGCAACCUUAGCACAGUUGCUGAUGAAUACUCUAGUAGCUAAGAGCUCUGGACUCUGUCCAGGGUGGAGGUCAUGUCCCUUCCUCUCCACCCAUCUUGGAUGUGAUCCUUGGUGCUGGGGCCCCCAUUCACUAGAUGCUGUAGGCUUUGUUGUAUGGUUUUACUUAAAUGUACCUUUGACAUCUUCCCCGAACACUCUCAGUUCUUAUUAGGCAAAUAAAACCGUUCUUUGUCUUGUGUCACACUC
Molecule: messenger RNA, 3027 nt
Organism: Mus musculus (house mouse)
Lineage: Eukaryota; Metazoa; Chordata; Mammalia; Rodentia; Muridae
Gene: Rlbp1
Product: retinaldehyde binding protein 1
Exons: 10
Coding region: 1424-2332 (302 amino acids)
Cellular component (GO): cytosol; cytoplasm; cell body
Source: RefSeq, a predicted model, not a curated record